AGUAUUAUAACCUAAUCUAAAAUAAUCUACUCAUACUCCCCCCUUCGUUUUCUUCUUCUUCUUCGGGGUUACCAGCCGCCGCCGCCGCCGUUCCCACGCCGCCAUUGUGCUCAGACCACCGUCUCAACUCAGCCGACGACCAGCCGUUGAUCGUUGCCGUCGUGUCGCGCGCCGUUUACCUGCGCCAGCCGCGGACGUCAGCCAGCCGUCCGUCCACCGCCAUCCACUGCCAGUCGCCAUCGUUGCCGAGCGCGGCCGCCGUGAGUUCGCCGGAGUUGGUUUUUGGGUAAGAUUUUGGUGAGUUUUGGGUUUUGAGUGUUAGGUUUGAAGUCUUGAAAGGGGGUUCAACAUGCUGUCCAGCAGGGAUUUUGAUCGGUUGGCAAGUUAUUGAUUCGAGCUUUGGAGAUGGUUAGCGCAUUGUGCAGCAAGAUUCAAGAGCAUUUGGCAAGUUUUUGAUUGGGACCUUUGUUUGGAGCUAUUUGGGAUAAAUUUGUGAUCGAGAAUUUUACCUAAAAAUUGGACAUAAUUUUGGUUCACGUACAAUAGUUGAUUCAAGCUUUCUUAAAGGUACAAGUGGAGAUUGAUUUGCUUGGGUAUAUAUAUUUGGGAUUGUUUUUAAGAAAAUUUUCUUUCAAGAGUUUCCAGUGUCAUGCAUUUGAAUGGAAAAGGAAGGGAAUACAGUUUCUGACAAUGAAGAGGUUCCUGGUGGCAAUAUGAGCGUUUUAGGAGCGGGAAAAGAGGUUGUAGAAACAGGAGUGGAGGAUAGAGAGGAGGAGGAGGAGGAAGAGGAAGAAGGAGAGGAAGAAGUGGAGGAUGAAGGAGAGGAUGAUAUUGAAGAAGAAGAUGGUUACAUAUUCAAAUUUAAGGCUGGAGAAAAUCCAUUUGAUUUUGUUGAAGGGACAGAUUUUAGCAUUCAACCAUAUAAAAAAUUUGAGCGCCUUGAAUAUGAAGCUCUUGCUGAGAAAAAGAGAAAAGCUCUUGCAAAUGGUCAGAGUGAGAGAGCUGCAAAGAGGGGCAGGGUAGAAGAUAUUCCUGGUGCAAGCUUUGAUGAAAUUUUGGAAGCUAUGAAUUAUGGAUCCAGGAGGAAGUUAAAGGAGCCUAAAAAAAGAGGUAGACGAAAAGGAUCAAAGAAAAAACUUAAUCGUGAUGUUACAAAGUUGCUUGGUGAUGCAACAUUAUGUUAUGCUCAAGGCCAGCAUGAGAAGGCUGUAUCUAUAUUGCGUCAAGUCGUUCUGCAAGCCCCAGAUUUACCUGAUUCGUACCAUACGCUUGGACUUGUUUACAAUGCAAUUGGUGAUGAUGUAAAAGCCAUGGGAUUCUACAUGCUUGCUGCACAUUUAAUGCCAAAAGAUUCAUCUCUCUGGAAACUGCUAUUUUCAUGGUCAAUUGAUCGAGGUGAUAUUGAUCAAGCAAGCUACUGUCUUUCUAAAGCAAUAAAAGCAGAGCCUGAUGAUAUUGAUUUAUUAUUUCAUCGUGCAUCACUCUACCUUGAGCGUGGAGAUUGUGAAAAAGCAGCUGAAACAUAUGAUCAGAUUCAUCAACAAUGCCUUGGAAAUGUUGAAGCACUCAUGACAGGAGCCAAGCUGUACCAAAAAUGUGGUCAUCUUGAACGUGCAAUUUGCAUUCUUGAGGACUACAUCAAAGAGCAUCCAACUGAGGCUGAUUUAGAUGUGGUUGAUCUUUUAGCUUCUUUAUACAUGGGAAAUAAAGAAUUCAGGAAAGCUCUUGAGCGCAUUGAGCAUGCAGAUGAGGUGUACUGUGCAGGAAGUGAGCUACCUUUAAAAUUGACAACUAAAGAAGGAAUCUGCCACGCUCAUCUUGGAAAUAUGGAGAAGGCAGAGUGCCUCUUUGCUAAUUUGGGAUGGGAAACUGCCGAUGAUCACUCAAAUUUGAUGAUUGAAGUUGCAGACUCGUUGCUGAGUCUUAAGCACUAUAACUUGGCAUUGAAGUAUUAUCUCAUGUUCGAAGAAGUAAAUGCUGGAGGAAACAUGGGGAUUUUAUACCUAAAAAUUGCCCAGUGUUACUUAUCAACCAAUGAAAGAGCACAGGCAAUUGUUUUCUUUUAUAAAGUGCUUCAACAUCUUGAAGAUAACAUUAAUGCUCGAUUAACUUUGGCCUCCCUCCUCCUUGAGGAAGCUAGAGAUGAAGAAGCCAUUUCAUUACUAUCUCCUCCAAAAGAUUCAAAUCCAACUAGCUCAUCUUCCAGCAAAUUAAAACCUUGGUGGUUCAAUGAGAAAGUAAAACUGAAGCUUUGCCACAUAUACAAAACUAGAGGAAUGCUUGAGAGCUUCGUUGAGGUGAUCUUUCCUUUGGUCCGAGAGUCCUUAUAUAUUGAGACUCUUCAAGAAAAGAUUAAAGUGAACAAGAAGAAGCUUCCAAAGAGGGUUUUGCUGGAAAGAGUCAAAGUACUUGAUGGACGUGAAUCUGGUAACCUAUUUCGUGGAUUCAGACCUGUAGCUCCUAAAUCAGAUUUAUCAAAAGCGUCCAGAGCAAAGAGAUUGCUUCAAAAGCGGGAAAGAAUCAAGGAAGAAAAGAAGGCUAAAGCACUGGCUGCGGGAGUUGAUGUGAACUAUGAUGAUUUAGAUGAUGAGCCAGCGCUACGGAUGCACCGAGAAUCCCCCCUGCCUAAUCUUCUGAAGGAAGAAGAAUAUCAUAAUCUUAUUGUCGAUUUGUGCAAGGCAUUGGCUUCCUUGGGAAGAUGUUCUGAAGCUUUAGAGAUUAUAAGUCUAACUCUAAAGUUGGCUUUGAACUCAUUAUCCAUAGAAAGGAAGGAAGAACUCCAGUUACUUGGAGCUCAAUUAGCAUUCAGCUCAACUGACACCACGCAUGGUUUCAACUUUGCAAAGCACGUUGUUAAGCAGUACCCUUACAGCAUCUCUGCUUGGAACUGCUAUUAUAAAGUAGCUUCAAGUUUGACGAAUCGAGAUUCAAGGCAUUGCAAGCUUCUGAAUAGCAUGCAAGCCAAAUACAAAGACUGUGCCCCACCCUAUAUCAUUGCCGGGCAUCAGUUUACCAACAUUAGCCAUCAUCAAGAUGCUGCAAGGAAAUAUCUUGAAGCUUAUAAAAUCAUGCCGGAUAGUCCCCUAAUUAACUUGUGUGUUGGAUCGUCCUUAAUCAACUUGGCUCUUGGAUUCCGUCUUCAAAAUAAGCAUCAGUGUGUUGCGCAGGGCUUGGCCUUCCUCUACAAAAAUUUGAAGCUUUGCGAUAACAGCCAGGAAGCCUUGUACAACAUAGCUCGAGCAUAUCAUCACAUCGGACUUGUGACACUGGCUGUUACAUACUAUGAAAAGGUGCUUGCAACGUACCAGAAGGAUUGCCCCAUUCCAGAACUUUUUGGUGAGAAUCGAAACAUCAAGCAUCAGAAAUCAGUCUAUUGUGACCUACGCAGAGAAGCAGCUUACAAUUUGCAUCUGAUUUAUAAAGAGAGUGGAGCUCUUGAUCUUGCUAGACAAGUCCUAAAAGAUCAUUGCACAUUUUAGGUACAAAGCACUUUUUUUGGACAGCAACUAUAUGUAUUAGCAAUAGCAUGUAACAAGAAAUAAAGUUAUCUUAUUUUGAUAGGCACUGCACGUAGUUGAGGAUGUAGGAUAUGGUAGUUGGAAGUGAAAGGAUUAACUAAUUUAACUCUACUGUCAUGUAAAAACUCGGAUAUAUUAUUUUGUGACCGAGUUUAUAAGGAUACACUUGCUUAUGUAUAUAUUAUCAAUGAGGUCACAUAUGAUUCAGUUAAUUUAA
Molecule: messenger RNA, 3735 nt
Organism: Benincasa hispida (wax gourd)
Lineage: Eukaryota; Viridiplantae; Streptophyta; Magnoliopsida; Cucurbitales; Cucurbitaceae
Product: tetratricopeptide repeat (TPR)-containing protein
Biological process (GO): transcription by RNA polymerase III
Cellular component (GO): transcription factor TFIIIC complex
Molecular function (GO): protein binding
Source: RefSeq, a predicted model, not a curated record